UUAUCCCGUUACUCUACUGGAAGGGGAGACUGGCUUGCUCAGUCUGUUUUAGCUUUGAUAAAGGAGGGACAGAAAGGUGCAAGGAGCAAGUGAGCAAGGGGUGAGAGACAACUGGAACUGUUCUUGGUGUGUGUGGAGCAGGAAGCACUUCUAGGUUAGCAGGUUGCCAUGGCAUCGGGACCCAACAUGAUGGACCCCAUUUGUCUGGUGGAAAAUGACAAUGAGCUGCUGUCAGUGAACCAGGAAGCUCUACAGAUUCUUGAGAAGAUUUCUCAGCCAUUGGUGGUGGUGGCCAUUGUAGGAUUGUAUCGUACAGGCAAAUCCUACUUGAUGAACCGUCUUACAGGACAGAACCAUGGUUUCCCUCUGGGCUCUACAGUGCAGUCUAAAACAAAGGGCAUCUGGAUGUGGUGUGUGCCUCACCCUUCCAAGUCAGACCAUACCCUGGUCCUUCUGGACACAGAGGGCCUGGGCGAUGUGGAAAAGGGUGACCCUAAGAAUGACUCGUGGAUCUUUGCCCUGGCUGUGCUUCUGUGUAGCAGCUUUGUCUACAACAGCAUGAGCACCAUCAACCACCAGGCCUUGGAGCAACUGCAUUAUGUGACAGAGCUCACAGAACUCAUCAGGGCCAAGUCCUCUUCAAGACCUGGUGUAGUAGAAGAUUCCACAGAGUUUGUGAGUUUCUUUCCAGACUUUAUCUGGACUGUACGGGAUUUCACCCUGGAGCUGAUGUUAAACGGUCACCCUAUCACAGAAGAUGAGUACCUGGAGAACGCCUUGAAGCUGAUUCCAGGCAAGAAUCCCAAAGCCCAAACAUCAAAUCUACCCAGAGAGUGUAUCAGGCAUUUCUUUCCAACACGGAAAUGUUUUGUCUUUGACCGGCCAACAAAUAACAAAGAACUUCUAGCUGAUAUUGAGAAUGUGUCUGAAGGCCAACUGGAUCCUAAAUUCCUGGAACAAACAAACAAUUUCUGUUCUUACAUCUUCACCAAUGCAAAAGCCAAGACCCUCAGAGAGGGAAUCACAGUCACUGGGAACCGUCUGAGUACUCUGGUUGUGACCUAUGUGGAUACCAUCAAUACUGGAGCUGUACCUUGUUUGGAGAACGCAGUGACAACUCUGGCCCAGCUGGAGAACUCAGCGGCCGUGCAGAAGGCAGCCGACCACUACAGUGAGCAGAUGACUCAGCGACUGAGGCUCCCCACGGACACGCUCCAGGAGCUUCUGGAGGUGCACGCAUCCUGUGAGAGGGAAGCCAUUGCAAUCUUCAUGGAGCGUUCCUUCAAGGAUGAAAAUCAGGAAUUCCAGAAGAAUCUUGUGGAAAUCAUAAAGGAUAAGAAGGAGGGUUUCUUGCUGCAGAAUGAACAGGCAUCUGUCAAAUACUGCCAGGCUAAACUUCAUGAGCUUUCCAAGGCCCUAAUGGAAAAUAUUUCAGCAGGCACUUUUUCUGUUCCUGGAGGUCAUGAACUUUACAGGGAAGCAAAGGAAAUGCUUAAAAGGGACUAUUGCCAAGUGCCCAGGAAAGGAGUGAAGGCAAACGAAGUCCUCCAGAGCUUUCUGCUGUCACAGGUGGCAAUAGAGAAAUCCAUCCUGCAAGCAGAUAAAGCCCUCACUGAUGGGGAGAAGGCUAUAGUAGAGGAGCGGGCCAGGAGGGAGACAGCUGAGAGGGAACAGGAGCUGCUGACACAGAAACUGCAGGAACUGGAGCAGCAGAUGGAAGCACGACAGAGGAGUCUCCAGGAAAACAUAGCCCAGCUGACAGAGAAGCUGGCGAGGGGAAGAGAAAACCUACUGAGAGAGCAGAAUAUGAUGUUGGAGCAUAAGCUGAAGGUCCAGGAAGCUCUGCUUAAAGAAGGAUUUAGAAAGAAAUCUGAGGAGAUGAAUGCAGAGAUAAAUCAUUUGAAAAAUAUGAUUGAUAAUACUAAAGAUGAUGAUACUUCCUGGCUGGCACUAGCCUUGGACAAAUUUGGCAAAGAGAUCUCUUCACUAUUGUGCACUCCAGGCAAACUUCUUGGGCAUAUUGUGAGUGGUGUGAGCUCCCUAUUUAAAAAGAAGUAGCUCUCCUUUUAAAGAAAUUAUAGAUAUAUAAUAUAUGUACAUGCUCUGGCCUAUGUUUGGUGUGAAUGCUUUUCACUUUCAUUCAGCAAAUCUUUAAAUAUAAAAAGUGAUUACUAGAAAAUAUCAAUGCUUGGCCCACAUUAGAUAGAAUAAAUGCAUGGACACUUUGAUAUAGCAUGUUCACUUUUAGGAAAUAUAUGUGUGCAAAAUCAUAUAUAUGUAUAUAUACAUACAUACAUACAAGAGGCCCGUUGAGGCAUCCCUUUUAAUGGCAAAAGAUUGGAAACUACUUAAAUGUCCAUCUAUAUAAAUUGGUAAUAUACAUUUUCCAUGUACAUAUACUGGAAUACUAUGUAGCCAGUAAAUAAAUUGACAGUGGAGGUUUAUAUGUAUAAAUAUAGAACAACUUGAAGAUAUAUAGUAAAGUGAAAAAAAAUGAGGUACAAAACAGUUUGUAUAAUCUGUUCAUCAUAAAAAAUGCAAUUAUUAUGUGCACUCAUAUAUAUGUACACAUAGAACGCCUCUGGAAGAUUCAUUAGAAAGUGGUAUCAUUGGUUCCUUCUGGGGGGAACAGCUUGGCAUUAGUGAUGGAAGGGACACAUACUUUUCAUUAUAUCCUCUAUCUUUACAAUUUUGUAAAGAAAGCUUGUAUUAUCAUUUCUCAAAUAACAAAGAAAACAUAAAGUAUAAUACUAAAAAUGAUAAUAAAUGGAAUGUGAAAUUGACAAUUAGAUGAUAAAAUUGCUUAUUGCUUCUAGAAAUGACAUCAGUCUGUUCAAUGAGUUGGAUCAGAAUACUAGAAAGCAUAAAAUUUGCAUCCUAAUCUUGUUUUCACUUCGGCUUUGUUUUUAAUCCCUUAUAUUUCUUCAAAAAGAAGGUAUAAACUUUCCUGUUACCCCUUGAAAUCUCAGCUAGAGAAGACUUCACUUCCUCUCUUUGAGUUACACUUCUAAGGUAUUGGAAGAAAAUUACUAAACAUUAAGAAUAUGCACUGGUGAGAGGAAUCCCAUCGUUCUUGAAUAUUCGUUGAUGGACUUUCUGCUGCAGGCAAGGGCCAAAGACGUGAUGUAUCAUUGAAGAACUGGGUGCCCUGAUAGUACUGGGGAUUAUAGACCCUGAUGCAUGGAGGCCACCUGUUAGCAUUUAAACAUCAGAAGCCCAAGUACAUACCAUAGUGAUGAGAAUCAUGGUUUGUCUUAGCUGAGGCUGCUAUAAUAAAAUUACCGUAGACUGGGUGGCUAAGACAAGAAUGUUUAUUUUUCCCUGUUUCUGGAAGCUGUAAGUCCAAAAGCACGUGCCAGCACUGUUGUGUUGUUGGUAAGUGUCCUCUGGCAGCUUUACAGAUGGCAACUUUCUUACCGUGUCCUCACAUUUUUGGGAAAGGGAGGAGGCAGGGAGAGAACCUCACGAUUCUUUGUUAUAAGGGCACUAAUCAGAUUCAUGAAAUCCCCAUACUCAUUACCUAAUUUCCUCCCCAAAGGCCCACUUCCAAGUACAUUGGAACAUUGGAAGUUAGGGUUUCCUCAAAUGAGUUUUGGAGAACACAAGCAUUUAGUCUAUAACGUGGUUGGAGUGGCAGCCAGCCGGACCUGAGCAGAGAAAAUUCUGAAUAUGGCAAAUAGAACAGGGUGUCUGUAGAGUCAAAAGGGAGGGGAUGAAACAAUCAAAUGGAAUCAAGGAUGUUUACCAGGAGGCUGAGAGGUAGCCUCGAUAAAAAAGACACAGUCCAUAACCUUGAUCUAAACCAAUUUCAGAUCAUGAACCUAUCAUCUGGAGGAGAGGGCAGGAUCCCAAGAGAAAAGACUCUGCAACUCUAGAACAAGGUUAAAUGAUAAUGAUUUCCCCAGUCCCCCUCCUAGGGGACCUCUGGAAGUUCACUUGGUACCUGUGUGCUAGGAAAUGGGAAUGCCCACAUGUUUCCAUGACUCUUGGAAUCAGGAUCCAAGUUUGCAGUGAUACUCAGAUCCUGAGAAGACUUCACAGUCUCCCUGUUAAAGUAGAGGCACAUAGGAUCCUGGUAAUAAAUGCAGUCUUGGCUCAGGUGCCAUGCAACUAAUUUGGUCUAGUAUUUGUUUUCAAAUAAAAGUAAAGUUCAUCUGAGGACAGAAACCAUUACAUAUUUUUCUGUACAUCUUCACAGAGUAUGUUUAGGCACAGAGUGUACUACAUAAGAAUCUGCUGGAAAAACAAAAGACUGACACAUGUGUAACAUCAAUUGCCAGAUUUUUAUGAACACUCUAAGGGUCUUUGGUAAUAGAUAGUUUGGAUUUUACACACUAGAUUAAGGUCUCUAAGGUGACCCUUUAAUCCUUUAAGGUCUUAAAGGUUAGCAGAGCAAAAGAAACUUUUCUGGUGUAGUCUCCUCCUCAGUGACUUCAUGUAUCACAGUCUCUGUGCCUCUGCAAAGAUGUUAACACAUCUUCACUGGAGAUUUUAAAUGACUCUAUCCAGUUGUGGCUUCAAGUGUUCAGAAGGAAGAAUGGCUUUGACUUUUAAGGAAGAAACUAUAUAGUAAUGAAUAUGUGGCCAAUAAAUGGUAGGUUUUAAUGAAAAAGCAAACUGUUCUAUAGAAAUAUUGUAUAUCUGUUCUCAUUGAGAGCUUGAAUUAAGCAGAUGUUCUAAUCCCUUAGACUAGAGACACCCCGAAUUGAAGAACAAAAAGAAGUCUUGACUUUUUUCGAUUUGACAUAUAAGGGACAUCAUACAGUACUUGUCUUUCUCUGUCUGACUUACUUAGCAUAAUGGGCUCAAGGUCCAUCCAUGUUGUCGCAAAUGGCAGAACAUCCUCCUUCCCUGUGGCUGAAUAAUAUUCCAUUGUGUAUAUGUACCACUUCCUUUUUAUCCAUUCAUCUGUUGAUUAGUGUUUAGGUUGUUUUCAUAUCUUGUCUAUUGUG
Messenger RNA from Mesoplodon densirostris (Blainville's beaked whale), 4952 nucleotides. RefSeq names its product guanylate binding protein family member 6 (gene GBP6). Gene Ontology annotation, biological process: defense response to Gram-positive bacterium; defense response to protozoan. The coding region runs from base 169 to 2058 and encodes 629 amino acids. The transcript has 11 exons. Gene Ontology annotation, molecular function: GTP binding; GTPase activity. Lineage: Eukaryota; Metazoa; Chordata; Mammalia; Artiodactyla; Ziphiidae. The record is from RefSeq and is a predicted model, not a curated record.